AUGUGCGAUAAGAUUCUCAAUAAGUCAUCAGGGUCCUUUCUCUGGGUUCGUCUUAUCCUGCAAGAAUUUGAGAAUGUGUGGACUGAAGAGGCCAUGGAUCAGUUUCUGUCAGAAGUCCCCGAAGGUCUCAAUGAUCUAUAUCUCAAGAUGGUGAACUCAAUUGAGAUGAAAAAGAGCAUGAUGCCUCUAGCCAAAUCAAUUUUGACCUGGGUCGUCACUGCGUGUCGUCCAUUAACACUUGAUGAAUUACGCUGUGCUGUCAAGUUGGAUCUCAAUCAAACAUUGCAGAACUUGGCCAAGGCAGUCCCGUCCAUAUGUGGACAGCUCGUUUUUAUUGACCAAUCCGACCGCAUUCACAUCAUUCACGAAACGGCACGAGAAUUCCUCCGCGCCAAGAAUGCGUACUCUGAGCUUAGCUUUGAGAAAAAGCAGAGCCACACCCAUAUUGGGUCUUCACUUUUACGUUACCUAUCUGCCGUUCCAAUUAAAUCAGAUGAACGGCCCUCUCACUUAAGAGAAAAGCUCCCGAGGUUUGCUAGUCGCACGAAUUCAAUGCCACACGAUACCUCGCUGGUUGACUACGCGUGCAAGUUCUUCUCAGAGCAUAUCCACUCGUGCUCCUUAAGAGAGGAUGAUUUGAUGGGCGAAAUCAGCACUUUUCUCAAAGGCAACAGUGUGCUUUCAUGGAUCGAAUACAUUGCCGGUUGUAACGACCUAAGCAACAUCACAAAAUCUGGAAUGAAUCUGCGGAUAUAUCUGGGUCGAAGAGCAAAGUACGUUCCUCCAACUGACCCAUCGUUCCAUAUCAUCGAAGACUGGGUGACUGAUCUGAUCAGGGUAGCUGCUAAGUUUCGCACUCAAUUGCUAGCACACCCAAACUCAAUUUACACAUUAAUCCCUCCGCUCUGUCCCCCAGAUCCCAUCAUUUCGAAAACAUUCACGAAAUCCUCUCACCUCGCCGUAAAAGGCCUCCCGGCGGGCACUUGGGAUGACUGCUUGAGUCGCAUCGACUUCGCUCAUGAUCGGAUAACUGCUGUUGGUCAUGGCGAAAAAUAUUUUGCGAUUGGGUUUUCUACUGGGAAGAUCUUGCUCUACGACUCAAGCUUUCUCCGACUUUUGAUCACUCUUCCCACUUUUGAAAGAGUCAAAAGUCUUAAGUUUAGUCAUGAUGACCAAUAA
Molecule: messenger RNA, 1179 nt
Organism: Penicillium angulare
Lineage: Eukaryota; Fungi; Ascomycota; Eurotiomycetes; Eurotiales; Aspergillaceae
Exons: 1
Coding region: 1-1179 (392 amino acids)
Source: RefSeq, a predicted model, not a curated record